ACUUUGACGUGGCGUCGCUGUCCGCCCCGGGCAGAGAAAACCAGCACGGCUGUUGCUCGGUGUCGGUUGUGGGAGCCCGUUUUACUCUCGGCGUUUACCGGAUUUAAAGCACCGUUAAAAAACAAAAAACUCGAGCGUUAACACGAGCGGCGCUGACCGGUAACGAUGAACGGUAAGUCGAGCAACGGUUCGGCGGGAGGGAUGGCCUGUAUCGAGGGUCUGCCCCCGCUGCCGAAGAGCCUGAGCGGCUUGCUGAACUCGAGCGGCGGCUCCUGGAGAGACAUGGAGAGGAUGUACGUGAAGAAGACCAUGAUCCAGGACGACCUGAGCCGAGGCAGGAACAACACCGACAACCUGCUGGCCAACAAGCCGGCCAACCUCGACGCUGCCCUGGCUCUCCUGAGGAAAGAGAUGGUGGGUUUGCGUCAGCAGGACAUGUCCCUGCUGUGCCAGCUGUGGUCGCUCCACGAGUCCAUCCAGGAGUACAAGGGCAGCUGCCAGGACCUGAGCGCCGCCUCCACCCUCAGCAUGAUGGAGAACGGCUACUUCGACGAGGACGACGAGUACUACCCGGAGCCGGGCGCCACUCCCACCGGGGAGCAGCCGGACGGCGAGGUCGGGGACGGCGCGGCGUCGGCCAAGAACGGGAGCGGCGUCGGCAAAGACGACAGCUGGGACUCCUUUCACGUCACCAUCUGAGGCCUCUUUCUCAGCGUUCUUCUGCAGAUGGAUGCACAUUUGUUGGGGUUGGAGGGGGACUGAAGCACUGAGUUAAGCUGGAGGGAAACCUUUCGGCCUCCCGGAGAAGGAACCUGAAUGGUUAGAGAGAUAGCGGUUAAUUGGUGUCUCCUCGCCGUAAUAGACUAUAAAUAUAAAGCUCCAGCUUAACUUGGACUCCUCCUCAGGUGAAACGCACCCUGCUUGUGCUGCAGAAGGUUUUAUUUUGGGGGUCGGGUGGUUGAACACCUCCUCAAACUCAGGAGUUGAGAUGGAUCGUCGACUCCACAUACUCAGAAUUAGGCAAUAUACAUAUAUAUCUAUAGAUAUAUCUAUAGAUAUAUAUGAUUUCUGCUUCUAUAUCAAGUGUUUUUCGCCCCUUUUUUUUGGCCGAACUUUUUUUUUUACAUAUACAAAAAUAUAUGAACAAAAGUUGUAUUAUUUAUUAUAUAAUAUAAAUAACAAGAUAUUUGCUUUCCUGUUACUCUCUGUGGACAUUUUUUUUUUUGUUUUGUUUUUGUACUGCAACUCUACCCGGGUACAAGGGUUCAGCAUUUACAGGUUGCAGGGAAUUGGGACUUUACAGGUGAAAUCAGAGGAUGGGACCUCUUAACUCUGCAGUUACACGCCGGUGGAGACGGUGUGUGUGUGUGUGUGUGUGUGAGACUCAUUUACGUAAACCCAGAAGGUCUCGGACAGAAACUGUGAGACCUCCGAGAAUGAGGAGAAAGAGGUGAAAUCCUCUUUUUCUUCGAUGGAGCUCGUAUUCGCUCUGAAAAUGUGAAACGUUCAAAGAUGCUGGAGAUAGUUCGCUUCCCCUGAAACCCUUCAAAGCUUCUGAGUGCUCGGACACAUUACGGGGGACGACGCUCCGGCUCUGUUCUUCCUGCCCGGGUGGUUUUUAAAAGUUCCCAGAUGGCUUCGAUCGGGCUGAUGGUGUAUUAUGCUGUAAUCCCUUUUUUUCAUGAUGCAUCCACUGGGUGUUGUUUUCAUAGUUCUGGCCGUCGUUCCCAUCGAUAAUCAGAUCUGGGAACGUCGCUAAACAGAGUCUCCGUGUGCAGUAUUACCCUCACCGAUCGGGAUUCACGUGGGAAACUAUGAAAAUAAGACUCAGGUUGUAGUGAACAACAGUUCUCCUGCACAUGCUCAGUAGCCAGCGUCCAUUUAAAAUAACUUAUUAAGCUUUUUUCUCUCCACAUAACCAGCUUUUUACUCUUUAAUAUACUCAAAUACACGUUGCCAAGAAUUGAGGAACUGUGAUCAACUUCUCUCACAAUUUGCACUUGCUCCUUUUAUCACAGUGGCAUUGAUGGGAUUUAUAGAUCUGAUUGAUUGGUGGAAGCAACUAUCGGAUGAAUACAGGGUACUUUUUUAUAAUGCUUUGUAUCCUAACAGCACAUCCUCUGCUGCAUCCAGCCUGGAGUUACACUACAUUACUACUUAUUUAAGUCAGAUAAUGGAUAUAAUUAGUGUUUUUAAUAUACCUGGAAAAAGCUUCCAGGGCUUCAUCUAACCAGAUUGUAACAGCAGGUGUAUUUAAGUGGAGAUAACUUGCAUUUAUUGUACGUCUGUGAACAAAAUAGGAUAAAACAGACAUCCAGUACACUGAAGUAAUAACGCUGUUCUGGUUGAUCCGAGUGUUUCUGAGUGAAAUCAGCCUUAUUUAGACUCUAAAGUUUGUGUUUUUUCUUGCCGUUGACGUUUGGAUGUCUGAAUAUUACGUACACAUAUGAAUGGCCUGUGCAGUCUUCCUAACGCAACCUGUAGCACGCCGACGCCUCAGCUCAACACACAGCAGCUGCUCCGUCACUCAGACUUUUACUGCGUCGCUCUGACUCUCUGUACGGAUCAUCAUCAGCAGCCGUUGUAUAGACCCGGCCCGAUAUUUGUGCGCUCGUGGAAACACAAAACCAAAGAAAAAAGUGCAGCACUCGACGUGAACUGUAUUUGGUUUAACUGCUCACAUAAAAAAGUACACUACGUGAUGACAUCUGAUGUCCCUGAGGAAUGUCUUUACAAGUCACCUCGCCGCUCACACAUUGACAGUUCUGCCUUCAGCCCUCUCAAAGAGACGCUAAUAUCUUCUUCUGAACAACAAAAUGUUCAUUUUUGAAUCUCUUUCUUGUGUUUCUUUUGUAAAAAACUGACGAGUGAAAGUCUCAGACGCACAGCGAGUGUGUACAGAGCCCUGAAGUGAAGAGUACAGCGUCAGUAAAUUCAUACACUCUCAGACAGAAUAGUUUUAUAAGCACAUCUAAGGAAAUGUGUUUAUUUGCUUUCUUGCUGAGAGUUAUAUCAGAAGACCACUCUAAUAUUCAGUAUAUAUAUCAGUUUAAUACUCUAUAUUAGGGAGAUUGGCUGUGCAGUUAUUAUUAAUGUUUGCCUCCGGGUCGGAUUCCCUCUUGAAAUCAAUGAAGCGAGGCGGUGGAAACACUACCGCUUUUGUCCACAGGGGCCGCCAGAAUCGACUAAAACUGAAAGUUGCUGCUGCUUUAAAUAUAAAGCUACCGCCAGCACACACAAUCUGCCACAAUCUGAAAUUAAUGUAUUUAAUUUCCACAAAAAAAGACUCGAAGAAAGCAAAUAAACACAUUUCCUGAUAUUUUGAACUAUUCCUUUAACAGUUUGAUGAUUCCUAUCAAACAAUGUGAGUUUAAAAUGAACAUUUAAAGGAUAUUUCUUCCUGUUCCCCCUCUGAUCUGAGCUCUAAUUAACUGUAUGAGGCUUUCUUCCUCUCUCAAACACCACAACCGACUCACCUUUAAACCCAAACACCGGUUAAUAUCCAUAAGUUUCUAUAUUGAACCAGAAACCUAAACUUGAUGGUUCUGACUCAUCUAAUAAGUUGAAUUGAAUGUUUUCUCCGUCAUGUGUUACGAGUCUUUAACAGUUUUUCUCGUUAAUCUGAAGCUAACCAAAGCACAUCAGAUCAAACAGUAUAAUUGAUGCAGUUUUAAAUAAUUUGAAUAAAAAACGUGACUCGGACGUUUUUAUUGGAUGUCUACACGAUGAGUGCCUUCGUAAACCUUCAGGCUUCAGACCCGCGGGAGAACGAAAACAUAAACCAUAAACCGUUUUAUCAUUUGACUCGUGUGCUCUCGGUUCUUAAAGCUGCUACGUGCCGAGUUUGAAACCUGAUGACUUUUGCAGCCUCCUAAAUCCCUUUUUAAUGGUAGUGUAUUACAUCACAGCAAAUCCCACAGAGCUGCUUAGAAGGUGUGUCGAGGGAUUAGGAGGUUUAUGGGUUUUUUUGUUUUCUUGUUUCUCCGUCAAAGGCUCCGUUUUCUUUUUAUUGUCGAGGGUCGAUCUGUUGGAAGUGUGUUGUUUUAAGCUUCCUCCCUCUGAAAUUGGAGUUGAUUCACACAAAAGUGAGACGGUUCUCUUCCGGAAAUUGUCUGUAUCGAAUAAAUAACUACGUUUAUUCUCCCAAAAAUCUAUUUUAUUCUUCUACAUGUAGCAGCUUUAACUUCCAACACUUGUAAAACAGCCUUAAAAAUCGCUCAUGUCAUUUGCGAAAUAACAAGGUGUGCUCCUCGCUUGCUCAAACAUUUGCACUCGUUUUGUGGUUCUGUGUUUUAAAUCCUGCAAAACUGCAACUACCUGAUCCUCUUUUGGGCUUUAUUAUACACAGGCACACGGUGCUCCUCGUACAGUAACUGAACUGUAACGCAACCCAGCACAAAGAAAGGUUCUUUAAAUUACACACCAGCAAACUGUACCUAAUAGUUGAACUGUGUGUUUCCUUGCUUUUACAAACAAAGAUUAUUGGAUGUGUAAAUGUGGUGAUGUGCUUCUCAGGGUAAACUUCUCCUGAUGAGAAAUUAUCGACAUGUUUUCACCCUGGAGGGACUACGACGGAGUAUUAUUUAUUAUUUAUUUAUUUAUUAUUCCUAAGAGGAAAAAUAAAUAAAAUUUGGGAAAUUACGAGAAUAAAGUCGCAAUAUUACGAGAAUAAUGUACAAAAGAAACAAUUUCUUCCAAGUCCGUGUGGUUCUUUCUUGGAAAUAGACUCAGUCGUUUGCACAUUUGUUCCAAAGUCCUGAUACUGAUAAUAAUUUGAUGCUGAUGAGCCAAAAGAUUAAGUAUUUCCUUAUUUGUGAAACCGAUACCAAAGUAUAACUUCACAAGGGGCUCAACAUUCCUCAUUCUAACGCAGCGGGAAGAUAAAAUUACUACUUUAUUCUCGUAAUGUUACGACUUUAUUCUCGUAAAGUCUCAGUCUGGCCCUAAUACUCCGUCGUAAGGGACAAAAAAAACCCAACAAUUCUUAAAAUUUUUGAACACGAUUGUAAUGUGACACAACGAGGUGAUGAACGAGCUCACGAUGGAUUCAUUUCGAUGUAAAUGUCACGCGUCGGUGCGACUCUAAAUCAAACAGCGAGGGCUUCUUUAAAGCCGACUGUAUCAACUUCGAGCAGUCGCACGAAGUAAAAAAAAAAAUCGUUAGAAGAUCUUUUUUUUUUUCUACUUAAAGUGGCCUCAAUAGACCAGAAUGCAUUUCAACCAGUUUGGUAGUUUGGUUGGAGUGAGGGGGGUAUUAAUGUAAUCACAGUCACGCCUUAGUGUUCACAGCCCUGCUUUAGUGGUUGAAUAUAACGGAUGCACCAAUAAUAACUAAUUAUAACCCUUCAGAUAUUGAUGAUAUUUGAUAAAAAAGGGGAGAUUUAUACCUUUUAAAAACAUUUUUCUUCUAAUGUUUGCUUUGCUCCCUCUGACAAAGCCCCCCAAAAAAAUGCAUAAAAACCCACGAGAGAGCCUUAGAGGUAUUAAAUCCAACCGAUGAUGACGUACUGAAUAUUCAGAUCAUCGUCCACCCUUUUUCUAACGAAUGGCUUUCGGCUGUUAAAUCGGUUUCGACCUGUCAUUGGAAACGUCUGACGUCAUAUUUAUACUGUAUAGCAUUCAUCAUAAUCAUUCAUUAAAUCACUAUAGUGGGACAAAAAAAAAAAAAAAAAAAGGUUUUAAUGUGUUUUGUGUUUGUGUAUAAGCGAGUUAAUCCGAGAACAUGUGAAGCUUGUUGUUGUUACCAUCCGUCAUUACUCCUGUUCUUCGAUCCAUGAAUGACCAUACUACUGUUUGUUUGGACGAUUAGUCUCAAUCCUAUCAUAGUUAUUAUACUGAUAUGAAUUUAAUAAAGUGAUUCCAUACUUUG
Dicentrarchus labrax (European seabass) is the source of this 5869-nucleotide messenger RNA. RefSeq names its product family with sequence similarity 89 member A (gene fam89a). NCBI's taxonomy places the organism in Eukaryota, Metazoa, Chordata, Actinopteri, Moronidae. The record is from RefSeq and is a predicted model, not a curated record.